This is a messenger RNA of Jaminaea rosea, 641 nucleotides long. Its product is annotated as DUF77-domain-containing protein. The record is from RefSeq and is a predicted model, not a curated record. The transcript is spliced from 7 exons. The coding region runs from base 1 to 390 and encodes 129 amino acids. Gene Ontology annotation, cellular component: cytosol. NCBI's taxonomy places the organism in Eukaryota, Fungi, Basidiomycota, Exobasidiomycetes, Microstromatales.
AUGGUUCUCUUUGCGGUCGCUGACUUCUGCCUCAUCCCAAUGGGUACCGAGACGUCCGUUGGCCCUUACAUCGCAGAAUGCCAGCGCGUGCUGGAGGCCAUGAAGAGCGAGGGGAUCAAAUACGAGAUGCACGGCUACGGCACCAACCUGGAAGGGCCCUUUCCCCUCGUCUGUCAGGCCAUCGAGCGAUGUCACGAAGCCGUCCACGCCAAAGGAGCUCCCCGCAUCUCGUCCAACAUGCGCAUCGGUACCCGCACAGACAAGCCUCAAGAGCAAGCAUGGGCCAAGGGACUGGGAGAGAAUGAGCGCAAGAGGGAGAGCGUGCGGAGGAUUCUGGCAGGGCAGACUGGCGACGCAGAGGCAGCAACGAAGGCAGCGGCGCCGCAGUGAAGUUUGAGUGUCUGCAGGCAUGACAAGGGAAUACGAUUGCCAUUGACGAAUGCGUGGCCCAUCAAGGUGCCUUCUCUCCCGGUCGCCUUUCUCCUCGUACUCUGAUGCCCUUUUGCACUCUCGGUCCCCAUCCUCUGACCUUCUUCUUGUUCUUUGGGCUCUUCCUGAAAUGCUUAGGAUCCCAGCCCUGCCUGAACUUCUCCAUGCACCACAGGACGUAUCGUCUCUCCUUGAUCCCAACUCCAGCCCCC